AAAGAGAAAAGAACAUAGUGAAAUUGUAGAACGUUACAUCUAAUUUAAAAGUUACUAGAAUAUUGUCAUUAACAAAGUUCAGAAACUAAAAUUGCUGAAUUUUUUUUCCCAAUUCUUGUGAAAAGAUAAAACUAACCAUGUAUCUUUUAAUAAAUUUGUUAGCCACCUCAAUCACAAGUCACUAAAGCUUUCAAUGAAUUGGAAAUUUGUAUCAUUUAAUAGUUAGAGGAAAACACACUAAAGGUAAAAAUAGAAUGGUACCAUUGAUUAAUUGGUCAAACAAUUAAUAUUUUCAAAUUUAAUAGUUCACUGCCUUUUAUAUCCAUGCAGCUUUAACCAAGUUCUGGUUGCUGAAUGAUGAAUUGUGCAAAUCCCAAAGGAAGAGGGGGAGGGGGGAGGGAAAUUGUAUCUUUAUCCCUUGAAAUGCUCGGUGGCUUUUAUUGUUUGGCCUCCAGGCAACAGGAUUGACCUGUGUGCUUGGUAUGGUCCUAGUAAUUCCCCAAGAUUGCUCAUUAUCUAGGAUUUAGGAUUCUGCAUGUAGUCCCAAGGUAUGUUUAUGGAGUACUGAGUCCUUCAUUAAAGAAUAUAAGAAAAAACGCUUUGGCUGCAUAAACGUAGAAUCUCUACCAGAAAUAUUGAGACAGUUCUAUUUCACAAUGACCCCUCCCUCCUCUGUUACAAGAAAACCAUCCUGUUUUUUCAAGAUAAUUCUUGAAAAUACUAUCCGUGAAGGAAAACUUAGGAUUCCCUCAAAAUUUCUGAAAUAUUAUGGCAAUUGUUUAUCAAGUCCAAUAAUCCUUAAAGAUCCCACGGGAACCUCAUGGAAAGUGGAGUUGCUGAAGAAUGUGAAUGAGGUUUGGCUAGGAAAGGGUUGGCCAGAAUUUUCUGAGAAUCACACUCUGAAACAUGGGCACUUGGUACUUUUUCAAUACCAGAGAGAUGGCCAUUUCCAUGUGUUCAUAUUUGAUGAGAGCGCUGUAGAGACUGAGUAUUCAAGCAGUAGACUCCAUUCAGGGACGCCAAAUUUUAAUGGAGAAUCUCCACAGCCCAAUAAGCAAGAAGUUGAUGAUCAAGAUGACAUUUCUUGUGGCAACCAUUCCAAAGGAAAGAGAAAGCGGUUCAAGGAUGAGAAAGGUAUUAGUAGGCAGGCAAGAAGGCCUAAAUGUUCAAAAACUUGUGGAGCUCAUGAAGCUGCUGACAGCGACUUCAUCUCAAGCUAUCCAUACUUCAAGGUUGUUUUAAGACAGCAUCACAAUGUGAGAGUUCCCAUUAGCUUGAUCAGGGGACAUAUGGAGUGUGAAUCACAGACUAUGAUGCUAAAGGUUGCUGAGAAAUCAUGGCCUGUGAAAUUGAAUGUGUAUUUAAAUAGGAAAUUAGCUAUGUUAUCUGGUGGUUGGCGUGCAUUUGCAAGGGAAAAUUCUCUAGAAGCUGGAGAUGUUUGCAUUCUUGAGUUGAUUGAGAGGAAUGUGCUGAAUGUAAACAUAUUCAGAUGUGCACCAAAUUUUGGUGGAGAAUCUCCACAGCCCAAGAAGAAAGAAACUGAUGAUCAAGAUGACAUUUCUUGUGAUGAUCCAACCAGAAAUGGCAACCAAUCCAAAGGAAAGAGGAAGCAGUUCAAGGAUGAGAAGGGUAUUAGCAGACAGGCUGGAUGGCCAAAAUGUUCAAAAACUUGUGGAGCUCAUGAAGCUGACAACAGCUUCAUCUCAAGCUAUCCAUACUUCAAGGUUGUUUUAAGGCAGCUUCAAAAUGCGAGAGUCCCUGUUGGCUUUAUCAAGAGAUAUAUGGAGUGUGAAUCACAGACUAUGCUGCUAAAGGUUGCUGAGAAGUCGUGGCCUGUGAAAUUGAAUGUGUAUUUAGAUAAGCACUUAGCUAUUUUAUCUGGUGGUUGGCCUGCAUUUGCAAGGGAAAAUUCUCUGGGAGCUGGAGAUGUUUGUAUCUUCGAGUUGAUUGAGAGGAAUGUGCUGAAUGUUCUCAUAUUCAGAUAUGCUAAGUUAAAUGAUUGAUUGUGUGGCUAAUUUUCUGUUAUCUAUUUUGGAGAACAACUGUCUAUGAAUGCUUAUUACUGCUA
This is a messenger RNA of Hevea brasiliensis (rubber tree), 2068 nucleotides long. Its product is annotated as B3 domain-containing transcription factor VRN1. NCBI's taxonomy places the organism in Eukaryota, Viridiplantae, Streptophyta, Magnoliopsida, Malpighiales, Euphorbiaceae. The record is from RefSeq and is a predicted model, not a curated record. Gene Ontology annotation, molecular function: DNA binding. The coding region runs from base 657 to 2003 and encodes 448 amino acids. The transcript is spliced from 6 exons.